GGUGGGGUAGGGGUGGGGGCACGUGCUGGGCGCGGACACAUGAUCCGAGGGACCCGGCUGAGCAGAGCUAAGAGGCCGGCAGACCGUGCACACUUCUGCUCCCUACUUGUAGGCCCCCCCAGCCAGAGGGCCCCUCAUCUCUGAACAUGUGGGAGGAAAUGCCUUUUUCCAGCCGCAGGAUGGGCAGCGGCAGAAGGAAGGUCAUCUGGGCUCUGUGCUUCCUGCUGCUUCUCCUGGAAGCCAGUUCUGCCAAGAAUCUCUGGAAACGGGCAUUGCAUCCCAGGCUGGCCGAGAAGCCCCGCGCCGAGGAGGCGGCGGGUCCCUGGCAACCCCGCGCCGACCGCUGCCCCCCGCCGCCGCGUUCGCUGCCCCCCGGCGCCUGCCAGGCUGCGCGAUGCCAGGCGGACUCCGAGUGCCCGCGGCACCGGCGCUGCUGCUACAACGGCUGUGCCUACGCCUGCCUGGAGGCCGUGCCGCCCCCUCCAGUUUUAGACUGGCUAGUGCAGCCGAAACCUCGAUGGCUCGGUGGCAACGGCUGGCUUCUGGAUGGCCCUGAGGAGGUGUUGCAAGCCGAGGCCUGCAGCACCACGGAGGACGGGGCGGAGCCUCUCCUCUGCCCCUCAGGCUACGAGUGCCACAUCCUGAGCCCUGGUGAUGUGGCCGAGGGCAUCCCCAACCGCGGGCAGUGUGUCAAGCAGCGCCGGCAGGCAGAUGGGCGAUUCCUCCGACACAAAUUUUACAAAGAAUACCCAGAAGGUGACUCCAAAAAUGUGGCGGAGCCUGGGAAAGGACCCCAGAGGCACUUUCAAUAAGGCAGCAGUGCUGCCAAUUGCAAGAACAUUCCUCCACUUUCUGCUGAGUCUUGGAAACAGUUGGAUAAAACAUGAUCUGACCCCCAGAGGUCAUGCUUAGCUCCACAGAGCAUGACCCCAGAGAUACUUAGAGACAAGACAUGUGGCUCCCAAUGUCAGCAUGACCCGCCUGGCUGGGUGACUUUGUGGGAGCCCCUUGCCAGCACUGGAUCCCUGUUUUAUUAUCCUGAAGAUCCAGCACGUCUGACCUGGCGAUCCCACAGGCCUUGAGGGAAGAGGUCACCAUCUUUGGGAGCUGUAUGAAGCCUCAUUCUAAGACAGAGUUCAGCAUCACAUUUCUUCCAGAUUUGACUCUGGAAGGCACGUAACUAUCCCAAAUGUUCUCAAAAUAAAUCUCUCCUUACAAAAUGGAAAUGAACUUACCUACUCUA
This is a messenger RNA of Nyctereutes procyonoides (raccoon dog), 1243 nucleotides long. It is a transcript of the gene WFDC1, whose product is annotated as WAP four-disulfide core domain 1. The coding region runs from base 147 to 812 and encodes 221 amino acids. NCBI's taxonomy places the organism in Eukaryota, Metazoa, Chordata, Mammalia, Carnivora, Canidae. Gene Ontology annotation, biological process: regulation of cell growth. The transcript has 7 exons. Gene Ontology annotation, cellular component: extracellular region. Gene Ontology annotation, molecular function: peptidase inhibitor activity. The record is from RefSeq and is a predicted model, not a curated record.